CUUCUCUCGUCUUCUUCCAUCACAACUUCUUCAAGAAACAAUCAUGGGUAAAGGUCCAGGACUCUACACCGAGAUCGGCAAAAAGGCCAGAGAUCUUUUGUACAAGGACUACCAAGGAGACCAGAAGCUCAGUAUCACCACUUACUCUUCAACCGGUGUUGCAAUCACUACAAGUGGAACAAACAAGGGAGAUUUGUUUCUGGGUGAUGUAGUUACCCAAAUCAAGAAUAAGAACUUCACUGCUGAUAUCAAAGUUGCCUCUGAUUCUUCUAUCCUGACCACUUUCACCUAUGAUGAGGCUACCCCUGGAUUGAAGGCAAUCGUUAGCGCCAAGGUGCCUGAUCAAAAAUCCGCCAAGGUUGAGCUCCAGUAUAUGCACCCACAUGCAGGUAUCUGCACCAGCGUUGGAUUGACAGCUAACCCCGUUGUCAACUUCUCCGGUGUGAUUGGAACCAGUGUCUUGGCUCUUGGUACCGAUGUCUCCUUCGACACCGAAUCUGGCAACUUCAAGCAUUUCAAUACCGGUGUGAGCUUCACCAAGGAUGAUUUGAUUGCUUCUCUUACCUUGAAUGACAAAGGUGAGAAAUUGACUGCAUCGUACUACCACAUUGUCAACCCGUUGAAGAACACGGUGGUUGGAGCUGAGGUGAGCCACAACUUGAAGAGCCAGGUGAACUCGAUAACCGUGGGUACUCAGCACGCUUUGGACCCAUUGACCACAGUGAAGGCGCGCGUGAACAAUGCGGGUAUAGCCAACGCGUUGAUCCAACACGAGUGGCGUCCAAAGUCGUUCAUCACCAUCUCUGGAGAGGUUGACUCUAAGGCGAUCGAGAAGAGUGCCAAGGUUGGGUUUGCUCUCGCUCUCAAGCCUUGAGAAUGAGAAGAGAAGAACCUCCAAUGUCUUCUUCUAAUCUUUUGGGCUAAUCUCUCUGUGUCUGGUUUUUUUUCUUUUUAAAAUUGUUCAUUUGUUUUCUUUUUCUACAAAAUAAGAAGAAAAAAAAAUACUAUGAAAGGAUCUUCUUUGAAGAUGAACCAUAAAAAAAUCUAUUUUCUUGAUUA
Messenger RNA from Brassica rapa (field mustard), 1059 nucleotides. It is a transcript of the gene VDAC, whose product is annotated as mitochondrial outer membrane protein porin 3-like. Gene Ontology annotation, biological process: monoatomic anion transmembrane transport. Gene Ontology annotation, cellular component: mitochondrial outer membrane. The record is from RefSeq and is marked provisional. Lineage: Eukaryota; Viridiplantae; Streptophyta; Magnoliopsida; Brassicales; Brassicaceae. Gene Ontology annotation, molecular function: voltage-gated monoatomic anion channel activity.